Drosophila miranda is the source of this 561-nucleotide messenger RNA. RefSeq lists its product as uncharacterized. The transcript has 3 exons. Lineage: Eukaryota; Metazoa; Arthropoda; Insecta; Diptera; Drosophilidae. The record is from RefSeq and is a predicted model, not a curated record. The coding region runs from base 1 to 510 and encodes 169 amino acids.
AUGACGGCCGCAAAGAUCAGGUGGAAAUACUUAGUCAAGGGCGCUGUUAUAUUCAAGAUGACGAAUGCCGUCUGCGAAUCGUACAACAAAUCCUGGGUGGAGUUCAAUGUUUGUCGCUUGAGGGCCGUGAGUCGGAACAAGGUCAGCUUCAAUGUGGAUGCCAUGCUGCACCAUCCGGUCCACAAUGUGUUUGUCAAAGCCCAGCUAAUGAAGCGGGCCAACGGGUACAAGCCCUGGCUGUACAAGGUCAACUUCGAUGGCUGCCAGUUUAUUAGAAGGCGCAACAGUGCAUUGAUUCGCAUAGUUUGGGAUCUGUUCAAGGAGUUCUCGACGAUCAAUCAUACGUGUCCUUAUGUGGGCCUUCAGCGGGUGAAAGACUUCUAUUUGAGGUCUGAAAAGCUGCCAACCCCUAUACCAACGGGCGAUUAUCUGCUACUCAUCGACUGGGUGUUCAACAAAAAGCCGCAGGCUGCCACAAAUGUUUACUUUACAUUCGUGGAGGAUCUAUGAAAGAAUAUAACGUGGCCUUUUUAGUCAUUAAUAAAACAAUUUAGUAGCGCG